This is a messenger RNA of Trypanosoma grayi, 744 nucleotides long. RefSeq lists its product as hypothetical. The record is from RefSeq and is a predicted model, not a curated record. NCBI's taxonomy places the organism in Eukaryota, Euglenozoa, Kinetoplastea, Trypanosomatida, Trypanosomatidae. Bases 1 to 744 code for a protein of 247 amino acids. The transcript has a single exon.
AUGGAAGACGCGGGCGCGAAAAAACAGAGGCGGGUGCCGCUGCGGGAUUGGCUAUUUGCGUGGGAAGUCAUUGCGUCGUGUAGCAAGCCGGCCACCGUCUGCCUGCUGGAGUCGCUGUGCCGUGAUGUGCGUGAUGCUCUGGCAGCCAGUUCGACAGGAACGGGCCUCAUGCAGCGCUACUGGAAUGUGCAGUACCACCGCCUCGUCUGGGAGGAAAGUCACAUCGACGCGGCACGGCAGACGCUUAACUUCGCGCUGACAAACAGCGAAGGGCGCAAGGACUGGAAGAAGAUGUACCGCGAGGAGCUGCCGCUGUGGGUUGCACGCACCUUUCAGGGAUUGGGCGCCAGCAACAACGCCCUCAACGCGGCUAAGGUAAUGUUCAAGGUGAAGUCCGCCAAUGAGCUGCUCACCGGAGAGGAGCUGGCGAAGCUGGAGCUCACACCCGAGGAGGCGAUGGCGCGGCAGCGGGCGAAGAACAUGUUGAGUAUCGAGGGCGACGAGGCCGAAGGGGCGGAUUCGGAAGAUGGCGGCACGCGGCGGCGCCAACACGUGACGGACAAGAAGGGGAGGCGCAAGGGCGGCAGGGGGCAGCGCGAGCCGAUGAAGGACCCCGCGCUCGGGCUGGAGCGUGUGGACUACAAGAUGGACCAGCGCCUCAUCAAGCAUCGGGACAAGCACAAGAAGGGUGGCACUGGUCGGUGGGACACGUACGGCGGUGGUAUGGAGGACGACGCCUGGUAA